This is a messenger RNA of Pseudonaja textilis, 4427 nucleotides long. RefSeq names its product solute carrier family 38 member 3 (gene SLC38A3). Gene Ontology annotation, biological process: histidine transport; amino acid transmembrane transport; asparagine transport. Gene Ontology annotation, cellular component: plasma membrane. Gene Ontology annotation, molecular function: L-histidine transmembrane transporter activity; L-glutamine transmembrane transporter activity; L-asparagine transmembrane transporter activity. The record is from RefSeq and is a predicted model, not a curated record. NCBI's taxonomy places the organism in Eukaryota, Metazoa, Chordata, Lepidosauria, Squamata, Elapidae.
GGAGCGAGCAGGGCAGCCUCUGAGUCGAACCGAGUCCAGGUUUCGUGAGGGACGCGCCAAGUUUUGCCCGGGCGCGCGUCGGCGAGGAACCCCAGGAACAUACAGGACCUCUCAGCAGCCCAGCAUCUGCUACUUGUUGGAAAACUGUUUGCUAGAGAAGGGAAGCUACUGACCUCAAAAGGAAGAAAUGAACUCUACAGAAAUCCCCAUCCAGACAGAGAUGAUAGACAUGGUGCCAAAUGGAAAACAUUCAGUAUUAAAUACCUCUUCCAUAGGAAAUGAUAGAUUUGAUGAGAACCAGCCAAAUGUAACCGAGAUAGAGGAGUUUCUUCCACAUGGUGCUGAAAAGAAACAGACCCAUUUCACUGAUUUUGAAGGGAAGACUUCUUUUGGGAUGUCUGUUUUCAAUCUCAGCAAUGCCAUCAUGGGCAGUGGGAUCCUUGGGCUGGCAUAUGCUAUGGCCAACACUGGCAUCCUCCUCUUUCUAUUCCUCUUGACUACUGUAGCUCUCUUGUCCAGCUAUUCUAUACAUUUGCUGCUUAAAUCAUCAGGGAUUGUUGGAAUCCGAGCCUAUGAGCAAUUGGGUUACAGAGCCUUUGGGACACCAGGGAAAUUGGCAGCUGCCAUUGCUAUAACACUACAAAACAUUGGAGCAAUGUCAAGCUACUUAUACAUUGUGAAGUCUGAACUCCCUCUGGUCAUCCAGACCUUCCUCGCCCUGGAAGAGAAAACAACGGACUGGUAUCUGAAUGGAAAUUACCUGGUAAUCCUGGUCAGUGUCACCAUUAUCCUUCCUCUGGCCCUUAUGAAACAACUGGGUUAUCUUGGUUAUGCCAGUGGGUUUUCUCUCAGCUGCAUGGUCUUCUUCCUCAUUUCGGUCAUUUACAAAAAGUUCCAGAUUGCUUGUCCACUUCCUGAGCGGAUCAGCAACAACACAGGGGACCUGAAUUAUACCUUGAUUAGCACAAGCAGCUAUCAAAAUGAACACACUACUGUGCAGGCCAUAGAGGAAGACAUUUGCUCUCCAAGUUUGUUCACACUCAAGUCUCAGACAGCCUACACCAUCCCUAUCAUGGCAUUUGCUUUUGUGUGUCAUCCUGAAGUCCUUCCUAUCUACACUGAGUUGAAAAACCCAACUAAGAAGAAGAUGCAGUGUAUCUCCAACAUUUCCAUCACAGUCAUGUAUGUUAUGUACUUCCUGGCUGCCCUAUUUGGUUAUCUCACAUUUUAUGGGCAGGUAGAAUCCGAGCUGCUUCACACCUACAGCAGAGUAGACUCACUUGAUGUGCUGAUCUUGUGUGUACGAGUAGCUGUGUUGAUUGCUGUGACACUAACAGUGCCCAUUGUUCUCUUUCCGGUACGCCGUGCAAUCCAGCAGAUGCUUUUUCCAGAGAAGGAUUUCAGCUGGAUUCGGCACAUUAUCAUUGCUUUUCUGCUGCUGACAUCUAUUAAUUUGCUUGUUAUUUUUGCUCCCUCCAUCUUGGGAAUCUUUGGCUUAAUUGGUGCCACCUCAGCUCCUUGCCUGAUAUUCAUCUUUCCAGCAAUAUUCUACAUCCGGAUCAUGCCCAAAGACAAGGAACCUAUGAAAUCCCUUCCCAAGAUCCUGGCAUCCCUCUUUGCGUGCCUCGGGGUGCUCUUCAUGAUCAUGAGCCUCAGCUUCAUCAUCAUCGACUGGAUGUCAGGUGGCCUAAAGAGUGGAGGCAGCCACUAGGCAACGUUUGGAGCCCCGUGAUGCACAACGAAGCCUUGGGAGACUCAACUGGCUUGGAUCCAUUUCCUGCCCCUGCCCUGUGUUAGUACCGUAUCAUUCUUUAAUCCCUGGCUACAUUCUGAGCCACGGGUGCUAUUCCUCACACUCACACAGCCAGAGGUGCUGCAGGCCGGACUAGACCAGAAGCCAAUCUCUUACUUUCUCUCUGGGCAUUUGAUUUUCUCUCAAAGUCUGGGAUCGGCUAGGCUAACAGAAGUCUAAAUGAGCACAUAAACUGGAAAAAUAAGCCCACUUCAAGGGAAAGGGAGGGGAAGCUACUAUGAUACACAGUAUAUCUUCAGUUCUAUAUGUCCAGUCCAGCUGGCCCACAUUGAGGGGACUCAAAAGUCAGCAGGACCAGAAGAAAAUGGAGCAACUGUGCUAAAUAACUUGGAUGUAGGGCUCUCACUUGACACUCACUACUGAAUGGUUGACUUGGGCCAAGCUUUAUAUUAUAUGAAUAUUACACUGAGGCUACAGAAUGAAAAGCUAAGGCUUUUUAAAACUCAAAGGGGUUUAAGAAAGAAAUAAUAUUAUUUCCUUUUUUAAAAAAAAUAUUGGUCACAAUCCCAGCUCUAACUACAGAUCGUUAAUUCUCCUCAAAUGUCACUUGGUAGGCCUGACUUUUUUCUCUCCCUUACACUGGUUCAGUUUCCUUGUCUGCCCUUUACAAUGAAUUCCUUGCCGCUUUUUAGGUAGCUGCAGGUCUUAGAGUAGGAGACAGGUUAAUGGGGGCAUAUUGGCAAACUACAGGCCUUUCGAACUACCAGUUGUGAUGGGGUGAAGAUUUGCACUGGUUUCCAAGGAUCCAUUUACAUGUUCUGAAUUAUUCUGAGGUAUUUGAAGCAGAGAAGAGAUGAUGGCACUGGAAAUUGGUCAACGUAGCUCUCUCUUCUUAUAUGGAACUGAGCUUUAGUUUGGAUUGGAGAUGGUCCUAUUGUUCAUGUCUUCAAAGCCUACUUUCUGUCUGUUUGUUCCGCUGGGAAACAAUAAUCACAGUUUUAAGAUUCUAUGUUAAUUGGACAUGUUAAAAAAAUUAUUCAUCACUUGAUGCUACACAAAUGAACCAUGCUGGCUGGGGAAUUCUGGGAGUUGCAAUACUAAAACUUUUAGUUGACAUCAUACGUGGGAAGACUAGCUUUCAGGAUUCAUCCAUGAUUUAAAACAUGAAAUUAUAAGGCCUUGAACAGAAAAGUAUAUGUCAUCUGAAUAAUGGAUGACAUACGGCAAGCAGGAUUUUAUGAAGCUAAGAUGACUUUAGAGUGUUCAAAUUGUGGAAGACUUUAAUGAAAAACAUAGUAAUCAAAACUGAUAUAACAUUCCAAGACUGGAAAAUUCCAUUUUUCCUCCCUGUUAUUAAUACCUGUUUUACAUUGUACUUAGAGCCUAGUCUUUGCAACAGGGAAACACAAAUGCAAUAGGUUCUUUCUGAGAAGAUUUGAAGGAAGAUCACGAGGCUAGUUGUAGUGCUGCAUCGGUAACUUGUGAAAAUAUUUUGAAGCUUUAGGGGUACUCUGAUGGUUCCCAGGUAUAAACAGUCAUCUCUAGUCUGAAUGUAUAUUAUGUUUAGUACUUAGCCCUAAUAUAUAAUCCUUAUUAUGCAACAAGAAGCGAUAAUGAUUUUUGCAAAAUUGUCCUACUCUUCUGUCAUAAUCCUGAAGAACAUUUUUCAUACCUUUCAACAUUCAUCAGACAAGAGUAGCUCCUCUGGUUUUAUAGGAAGCAAUGAACUACUCAUUAACAAUACUAAGCAAAUGAAAUGGAAUACAUUUCUUCCCUGUUGCCUUAUAGAUGGCACUUCAAGUCAAACUCUGGUCGAGAUUUUAAAGAUGCACUUUCUGCCCUGGAUUAUAAAAACAUGCUUUUUUGUGUUGUACAAACCCAAUUGCACCAUGCAGAACAUUUCAGAACUUAGUAAGUAGCAGCACUUUUCCUCCCAAUAUUGAUCUGUAUUGGAUCAAGAAACUUAGCAUUCCUGCAUCGUAUUUUCCAAAAGUAUAUGCUCUCCUGUAGUGUACAAAUUCAUGGAGAAUUGUGCUUAUACAGGUACCACAAUGAUGGAAUAGGCAUCUCGGAACAGGUGGCCUUAGCUUUCCAUUCCAUGUCGGAUGUUUGGAUAUUCAGCUAAAGUUAACCAGAUAGCUGUGUUUCUGGGAGUACAAUCUCAGACUGAAAUAAGGUGCCUGCAGGAAUGCCUGAGAUGGAAAACACUGGACCUCUUGUGUUAGAACACUUAGGCAGUGAAAGGACUGUAGCUUUCUUCUGCUAUUAGCUAUGCACAACAGCACUUCAUGUAGGCCCUGUAUGGGGUACAGUACCAAAAUCCCUCACUUUCUAUGCACAUUCACUUUCUGCGCACUUUCAGCAAUAAUGUUUCUGGCAUUCCUGGAGUAACUGGAGCAGAAUUGCAGGGUGGGGGAUAAUUAUAGUGUCACAGAACUAUGUUGGAAUGUAGCAUUCACUCAGUUAAUGUGACACAUUGAAGUGGCUUGUCAAUUCUAGUGUCACAGUAUAUAAAAGGCACUAGUUGAAGCUUUACUGCCCUCUGCCGUGGCUUGUGAUUCUUGCAGCUUCCAAUAAUUUGCACCUUGAAAAGCUAGUAACUUUAUUCUUUGAAUUGUCUCAAAGACUGAUUCAUACACAAAAACCUUCCAAAAUGGGACACAUUGCAAACUGU